AUGACGAUCUCAUAUAACCUCGAUGUGGCCUCUGUGUCAUCGUUUACGUUCCUCAAGCUUCUACUUCGAUGGCGUGGAUCAAUUUGGAAGUCUGUGAAAACCGAACUCCUUCUAUGGGUCAUUGCCUAUUAUGUUGUAUUUUGUAUCUACCGAUAUGCUCUAACUGAAAAUCAACAGAGAGAAUUCGAAAAAAUUGCCUUUUACUGCAACACAAAGCUCGACUACAUACCAUUGACAUUCAUGCUUGCCUUCUUUGUGAAUAUCAUAGCCGAUCGAUGGCGGAAAAUCUUCAACAACAUGGGUUGGAUCGAAAACCUAGCACUUACUUUGACAGCAGUGCUAAGAAGCGAGCCAGCUCAUGCAGAAGAGGCUAGACUUAUGCGUCGAUCGAUAAUUCGAUAUGCAAUACUUUCUCAGGUCGGCACAUAUUACAUUUCUUUGGAAAAGAUCAAAGAGAAUCGUUUACUAUACUAA
Cooperia oncophora is the source of this 474-nucleotide messenger RNA. NCBI's taxonomy places the organism in Eukaryota, Metazoa, Nematoda, Chromadorea, Rhabditida, Trichostrongylidae. The record is from the annotation of a GenBank genome assembly.